Molecule: messenger RNA, 930 nt
Organism: Orycteropus afer afer
Lineage: Eukaryota; Metazoa; Chordata; Mammalia; Tubulidentata; Orycteropodidae
Product: olfactory receptor 4C11-like
Biological process (GO): G protein-coupled receptor signaling pathway
Cellular component (GO): membrane
Molecular function (GO): olfactory receptor activity; G protein-coupled receptor activity
Source: RefSeq, a predicted model, not a curated record
AUGUAUCAAAACAAGAGUGUAACUGAGUUCAUAUUCCUAGGAUUGACAAGUGAUCCUUUGAGGCAGAAAAUAGUGUUCGUAAUCUUCUUAAUUUUCUACACUGGAACUGUGGUGAGAAAUUUGCUCAUUAUUGUGACCAUCAAGUUCAGCCGGACCCUUGGGAGUCCCAUGUACUUCUUCCUUUCUUAUUUGUCCUUUGCUGACACCUGCUUUUCAACUUCCACAGCCCCUAGAUUAAUUGUGGACACUCUCUCUACAAAGAAAGUCAUAUCCUACAAUGACUGCAUGACUCAAGUCUUUGCACUGCAUUUCUUUGGCUGCUUGGAGAUCUUUGUCCUCAUCCUCAUGGCUGUUGAUCGCUAUGUGGCCAUCUGUAAGCCCUUGCGUUACCCAACCAUUAUGAGACAACAGGUGUGCAUCAUCUUGAUUACUCUGGCCUGGAUUGGGUCUUUGAUACAUUCCAUAGCCCAGAUUGCCCUGGUCUUGACACUGCCCUUCUGUGGACCCAAUUUGAUUGAUCAUUAUUGCUGUGAUUUGCAGCCCUUAUUAAAACUUGCCUGUAUGGAUACUUAUACGAUCAACCUACAGUUGGUGGCCAAUAGUGGGGCCAUUUGCUCAAGUAGCUUUGUGCUUCUGAUGAUCUCAUACUUUAUUAUCUUGCGUUCACUGAGAAAUCACAGUGCAGCUGGGAGGAGAAAAGCCCUUUCCACUUGCACCUCUCACAUCAUUGUAGUUAUCUUAUGCUUUGGUCCAUGUACAUUCACAUAUACACGUCCACCAACCACCCUCCCCAUGGACAAGAUGGUGGCAGUAUUUUAUACCAUUGCAACACCUUUUCUCAACCCACUCAUCUACACACUAAGGAAUACAGAAGUGAAAAAUGCCAUGAGAAAGUUAUGGUUGGUCAAAAUUACCUCAGAAGGCAAAUGA